Molecule: messenger RNA, 633 nt
Organism: Ilex paraguariensis (yerba mate)
Lineage: Eukaryota; Viridiplantae; Streptophyta; Magnoliopsida; Aquifoliales; Aquifoliaceae
Source: the annotation of a GenBank genome assembly
AUGCAAAGGUAUCAUGCUGCCAGCUGCACUAGUGCAGUUAACAACAAUUAUAUUGGUGGGCCAUCAGUUAAGGAUACAUCCCGAACUGACUCCACUCCACUUGCAGCAAGCUUCUCUUUGAAUCCCAGGCGGUCAUCACAGCUGUCACCUUACAAACUGCGGUGUGACAAAGAUCCUUUGAAUUCCCGACUUGAGCCUCCUGACUUUCACAUUCCUGCUCCAAAUUGCCCUGAGGAGACUCUCACCAAGGAAUAUGUGAUAUCUGGAUACAGGGAGACUGUUGAGGGGCUUGAGGAAGCUAGGGAGAUCUCACUAUCACAGGUGCAAGCUUUUACGAAGCCUAUUAUCCUAAAGUGCAAAGAGGAAAUCAAAAGAUUUCACAGGGCAAUCAAUGAAUCUCGUGCUCAAAAGCGCAAGGAAGGUCAGGUUUAUGGAGUGCCUCUUUCUGGUACGCUAUUGACUAAGCCUGGCAUCUUCCCUGAACAAAGGCCAUGCAGAGAAGACUUCUUGAAGAAAUGGAUUGAGUCAAGUGCAUUUCAGUUAGUUAUAAAAAUGGAAGAAUGGAUAAUACCAUCCUGGUGGUUUCUUAGUGUGCACGUCAUGUGUCAUAUGCCACACUAUGUAUGGUUUUGA